Messenger RNA from Equus caballus (horse), 5181 nucleotides. RefSeq lists its product as uncharacterized. Gene Ontology annotation, molecular function: U6 snRNA binding; protein binding; pre-mRNA binding. The record is from RefSeq and is a predicted model, not a curated record. Gene Ontology annotation, cellular component: U2-type catalytic step 2 spliceosome; U2-type catalytic step 1 spliceosome; Prp19 complex. NCBI's taxonomy places the organism in Eukaryota, Metazoa, Chordata, Mammalia, Perissodactyla, Equidae.
UUUCUCUUGUAGUCUGAUCUCAGCCAUGAAAUGGAAUCUGAUAUGAUAGAUGUGUGCAAGGGUGUGACUAAAAUCUGUCAUUACAUAAUUGCUCUGCCACCUGAUCUUGCAGGACCAGAAACACAAAUUCAAGAACUUAUUACCCCUGAAGAAAAGCCACCUGGGGUGCAAGUGCCAAUUGCCAUUGAACCCGAAGCAAUGAGUUUCUCAGGGGAACGUGGACCUGACUAUGUGCCUCCAACGCAUCAUCUAUCAAUGCCAAUAACUACAACUAGUUCAUCAAGUGAACCUAUGUUUCCCCUUCAAGAUGUGUCCCUUCAAAAUGAAAUAGUACCUUACAUAUUUGAAGAUUUUUCUCCAAAAAUGCCUAAUACUCCAAGUAAUGAAGGAGCAAUUAUGAUGCCACGUGAUGAAGAAAACAAAUUUGAAACAGAAGUUUCUGAUACAAAAGGUUCUGAAACUUCAGCUGGUUCUUUGGACUAUAAAAGUCUCCGAGACCUAACAAUAAUUGAAAGUGACACCCCUCUGCCGGACUGUGGCUCUGAGAAAUGUGUGAUUGAUUCUGACUCUGAUAGAGGCAUUGGUUUGGACUCUGACUCAGAAGAACACUCAAAAGACUCUGACUCAAUAUUAUGGGGAAUGGACUCAGACUCAGAAAAACAUUUCAUGGACGCAGACUCUGUGAAACACCUACUAGAAGCAGAAAAAUACCAGAUGGCUUCAGACUCUGAGGAAGACCUUAUGGAGUCAGAGCAACACCUAGUGGGAGUUGAACAAUGCUGGGUGGACUUUGACGCUCUGAAAUACUGGAUGGACUCAGACUCAGAAAAAUGCUUGGAAGACUCUGACUCUGAAAAAUAUGUGGUGGACUCUGACAAUGAAAGACCUGCGAUAGACUCAGAUUCAGAAAAAUACCCUAUGGCUUGUGCAUCUGUGAAACAUGUGCUGAAGGCAGAAAAAUGUCAAAUGGCCUUAGAUUCUGUAAAACGCCUGAUGGAAUCUGAAAAAAGAUUGAUGGAGACUGAACAACACCAGAUGCUCUCUGUUUCAGAUGUGGUGGACACCGACAUGGAAAGGGAUGGAGUGGGCUCAGCUUCUCUGCCUGGUGCACAUUUGAUGGGAGAAGAAAAACACCAGAAAAAGACUAUAUCUAAGAGAUAUAUGAUGGACUCUGACUCCGAAACAUGUAUGAUGGACUCAGAAAGAUAUGGGUUAGCCUCAGCAGCUGUGAAAUGUCUCAUGGAUGCUAAAACAUCCCAAUUGAGCACUGACACUGAGAGGCGCUGGAUAGAUUUUUUGUCUGAAAGACACACAACAGACUUAGAUCCUGAAAGCCUGGGGAUAGCCUCUGAUUCUGUGAAACACAUGAUGAAGACUGAAAGGGUCUCUGACUUGGAAAAAUUCUGGAUAGGACUCAGGUGUGCAUCUGAAAGAUUCUGGACUGAGCCUGAAAGACAACAGUUGGACUUUGACUAUGGAAAAUGCUGUGAUAGCUCUAGAAUAUAUCAACAUAGGUCUGUAAGACUUCAGGGUAGCUCUGGAAGAUGUCAGGAUGACCGUCAAAGACAUUGGGAUAACUUAGAAAGACAUCAAAUAGACUCUGAUUCUGAAAAACAUCAGGCAAAUUCUGAUAAUGAAAGAUAUCAAAAUGAGUUUGAAAGUGAAAGACACAUGAUGGAGAUGAAGAGGAAACAGUGUCUGAUCCAAUCUGAAAAUCAGAGACUUCAAAUAGAUGAAAAGAAGGAAAGAUAUCUCACAGAGUCUGACAGUGAAAAAGAGCACAGGAUUGUGUCUGAAAAUAAAAGACACCAACUGGACUCAGAAAGUGAAGCACAACGUCUUGGUGCUCGCAGAAAGGAAAAUCGUCCUCAGGGUUUUUGGAGGCCUGUUUUCCUGUCACCUGCACUUGGCCAAGGAAAGGAAACCGCAGAACAACACUCUGUGCAACAAAUUGAUAACAAAGUUUCCAGAAGUCAACUUGUGAGAUACCUUACUGAUGACAAGAUUGUGAGAUUCAAAGAGGUAUCUCAAGCUCUCACUGACAAGCAAGACUCACAGCAAAAGUUAAAGGAAAAGCACAGCUACGACCUUUUUCCAGACCCAAACACAUUCGUGGAUAACAAGCAUCACAGAAAUGUCAGUCACAAAAUUUCUUUCUCUAAGAGUCAUUGCAAGGACUAUAGAUAUCAGCAAAGUUUUCAGAGUUCUGUGUCUCACGUGAAUCCUACUCAUCACCUAAGUGCUGAGGAGUACACCUAUGAAGUUUCAGCACCUGUCUACCACUCCAACUCCAUGAGCCCUAUGUCGGCUCUACGCCUUAAGACUCACAGAAGUAACACAUAUCCUUUGGACACUGGAGCUCCAAUAUGUUCCAAAUGUUUCAUGGAAAUCGAUAAUUCUCCUUUUCAUAAAUGUCUCAUCAAUUCUGAUGAUGAUUCAGACCCUGACUGUCCUUUACAUUUCCAAAUUCCUUUGGAUUCUAAAUAUUCUCUGAGUCCCAAAUCUAUUAAACACUGCAAGACUUUGCAGAACAGCCCCUUAUCUCAAUCCCUGGAUCCUGAGCAUCUUGUGGACAUCUGCCCUCUACACUGGGGGGACUCUAAAUAUUCAUUAGGUUCAACUUCUUAUAUACAUUGUAAAAGUUGCUUAGCUCUCCAAAAUCAAAUAGGCUCUACUGUUACCCAUACAUUUCCCAUGAAUCCUCAAAAUACCAUGGGCCACCAUAAUACCCCUGACCCAGACAAUGUUAUCAAUACUAGCAAUGUUGCUGGCCUUGAAAGUGAGGGCACGUUUAACCUUAUUGCCAAAUUUGAAAAUGAGGGCAAUACUGACAAUGAGACUAAACUUAUCAGUGCUGGAAAUCUCAAAGAUAAGGCCAAUGCCAAAGACAAGCCUCUUCUCAAAGAUGAGACAGACCGUGAAGAUGAGACAGACUCUGAAGAUGAGAAAAAUCCUGAAGAUGAAAUAGACUCUGAAGAUGAAAAGAGCACCAAAGAUAAGAAAGAUCCCAAAGAUAAGUCUGACCCUGAUGACACUGAUCCCAAAGAUGGCAAUGCUGAAAAUGAUUCAGAUGCAAAUAAUGGGUCUGAUCCCAGUGGCGAUGCUGACCCUUCAAGUGGAGCUGAUUCCGGCAGCGAUGGUGACUCUAACAGUGGAGCUGACUCUAACAUUGAUAAUGCCACUAACAAUAAUGCUAACUCCAAAUAUAGCACUGAUUCUGAGGAGGAAAAACACACCAACAAUUCAGACAAUGCCUCUGGCCUAGGCAAUGGUGUUGAUCAGAACUGUACUGCUGAAUCCAACAGUGACGCUAAUCCAAGCUACACCUCUGGGCUCCAAAAUGGAACUGGCUUGGACUACACUUCUGGUUCCAACAAUGAUGCUGGGCCCAGCAAUGCCACUGGGUCAGGCAAUGACAUUUUCGCCAACAAUGGUACUGACCCUAACAAUGGACCUGGCCCCAACAACAGUAGAUUUGGCCCUAACAUCAAAGGAUCUGGCUUCCAAAACAAUGGCCCUGGCUCCCAAAAUAUCAGACCAGGUCCCAACAGCUCUAGCCCCAAUAUCAAUGACCUUGGCCCCAACAAUAGCCCUGCCACCAACAACAGUAGCCCUGGCUCCAACAAUAAUAGCCCUGGCCUUAAAAAAGACUCUGACUCUAACCAUAAUGCCAAGCCUAGUAAUGCUACUAGUGAAAACAGUGCCAUUAGUCCUAACAAGGAUGCUGACUCCUAUGAUACAAAGACCACCAGUGCUGCUGGUCACAACUAUGCAGCUAUCCCAAAGUAUGACUCAGACUUUGACUAUGUCCCAGGAUUUAUCCAUGCACUAGGUUCUAGCUUUGUCAUCAGUCCCACCUAUAUUGCCAGAAACAGCUAUGCUGCCAGACCCACCUCUACAGCUAGCACUGUCAAUAUCACUGACACCAGCAACACCACUAGUUAUAGAGGUGUUAUUAGCCCUCGCUACAGUGCUGGCACCAACUGUGCCUCAGAUACUAACCAUGACCCUAGAUUUACUCAUGUCCUUCACUCCAACUAUGUAAUCAACCCCAAUUAUGAUUCCAUAACUACUCAUAAUGUUCAUAAUUCUACUAGUAUCAACAAUUUUAAUAAUCUCUCUGAGCCUGAAUUGGAAAUUGAUGCGGAUUUGUCUAUUUCUAAUAUUUCUUACGAUAACUCUCCCACUUUUUCUGCUGGCCUUAAUUGUGCUUCCACUCUUGAAAAUCUUACCUCCUCUAAGUUUUCUGAUUCAUCGCAGCUUGGUAGAAAUUAUACAAUUUUUGAUGCACACAAAUUUGGUGCCUGGCUCAAAGUCUCUGCUGGCUCCAUAGACUCCACUAACUUUCAGCAUGCCACUGCCAAGGAUAUCCUUGAUGCCAAGGAUUCUGGCUUUUUAAAAGAUUUCUCUAUAGUCCAGAAUCCCAUUGGUAUCAAGGGUGCUGCCAGUUUAAAUUUCCACUCCAAUUCAAAUAUUCUGCUCCCUAGUUUUGCUAUUAUAGUAGAAGCUGAACUACCAGAUUUGGAGAAGUUUGCCAUAUCCUCAGGUGCUGUGAAUCAGUUUUUUAAGUGGAAGACAUGUUUUCUGGGGAUUUUUAAUUUAAGAUACAACAAAACCAUCUUCUAUCCAAAGAUACUGGCAACUUGCUCAAGCUCAACCUCCAGACAGGUAGCAGACAAUGCCUUGGCCCUUGAUUAAUGAAAAGAAAAUCUUGAGAUGGAAAAGACAAAGGCACAGCCAAGAAGGUUUUGAGGAUAUGAGCAAAUAACUUCGAAAAAUUGCAGAGAUCCCUGAGCAAUGUUUCUUAUAUGUUCGUUCUCACAUCCCCUCCCCUUUACAUGACCAUGCCUUUAUUGUCUAUUAGGGCCAAAAAUGUUGCUUCAAAACACCAUGUGACAAUUGUCCCAUUCAUCUUAUUUGCUUCUGGCAGACUCUGGAAUUAGGAAAAGGACACACUGUGGUCCUUUCUAGCAACCAUAUAAAAAUAAUUUGGAAUUAUUAAUAACUCAAAAAUACAGUCAUAUUUUUCAAUCAGAAAUUCUCUUCACCUUUUGUAUAAGUCUCUGUCUCCAGAAAAAGAUGGUCUUAACUUUUGAAAAAUCUUAUGACAGAUGCUUUUAAUAUUGUGAUGGCCACUCUAGAUUUAAUAUCACCAAUAAUAAAUUUCUGUUUUAUUGGUAA